Galeopterus variegatus (Sunda flying lemur) is the source of this 2601-nucleotide messenger RNA. RefSeq names its product CD36 molecule (thrombospondin receptor) (gene CD36). Bases 254 to 1672 code for a protein of 472 amino acids. The transcript is spliced from 15 exons. Gene Ontology annotation, cellular component: caveola; cell surface; cytoplasm. Lineage: Eukaryota; Metazoa; Chordata; Mammalia; Dermoptera; Cynocephalidae. The record is from RefSeq and is a predicted model, not a curated record. Gene Ontology annotation, molecular function: low-density lipoprotein particle binding; low-density lipoprotein particle receptor activity; scavenger receptor activity. Gene Ontology annotation, biological process: lipoprotein transport; long-chain fatty acid import into cell; amyloid-beta clearance by cellular catabolic process.
CUCCCACAACAGUCUCUCUGAAGCCAGUCUUGAGAUCCUACAUCCGGGCAAGCAAGCUGUUCUAGAAGUUGCUAGCUUACAAAUGAUUUGAAGAAUGGAUUCUUUCUGAGACUCAUCAGGUCAUUUCCUGUCAAUGCAUACCUUGCUGUUUAUUUGGGAAUAAGAACCAUACCUUGUACAAACUGCCUUUAUCAAAUCUGGGAGUUUGAAAGAAUCAGGUGCUUAACCUUAGUUCAUCUUCUGAGCAAGAAAAAUGGGCUGUGAUCGAAACUGUGGGCUCAUUGCUGGGGCUGUCAUCGGCGCAAUUCUGGCUGUGUUUGGAGGUAUUUUAAUGCCAGUUGGAGACAUGCUUAUAGAGAAGACAAUUAAAAAGGAAGUUGUCCUUGAGGAAGGUACAAUUGCUUUUAAAAAUUGGGUUAAAACAGGCACAGAAGUUUACAGGCAGUUUUGGAUCUUCGAUGUGCAAAAUCCACAGGAAGUGAUCGUGAACAGCAGUAACAUUAAGGUUAAGCAAAGGGGUCCUUACACCUACAGAGUUCGUUAUCUAGCCAAGGAAAACAUUACCCACGACCCUGAGGACCACACAGUCUCUUUUGUACAGCCCAACGGUGCCAUAUUCGAACCUUCACUAUCAGUUGGAACAGAGGAUGACACUUUCACAGUUAUCAAUCUGGCUGUAGCAGCUGCACCCCACCUCUACCCAAAUGCAUUUGUUCAAGUGGUACUCAAUUCACUUAUCAAAAAGUCAAAAUCUUCUAUGUUUCAAACCAGAACUGUGAAAGAGCUGUUAUGGGGCUAUAAAGAUCCAUUUUUGAGUUUGGUUCCAUAUCCUGUUCCUACCACAGUUGGUGUGUUUUAUCCUUACAACAAUACUGUAGAUGGAGUUUAUAAAGUUUUCAGUGGAAAAGAUAACAUAAGCAAAGUUGCCAUAAUUGACACUUAUAAAGGCAAAAAGAAUCUAACCUACUGGACAAGUUAUUGUGACAUGAUUAAUGGUACAGAUGCAGCCUCAUUUCCACCUUUUGUCGAGAAGACCCGGAUCUUGCAGUUCUUUUCCUCUGACAUUUGCAGGUCAAUCUAUGCUGUAUUUGAGUCCGAAGUUAAUCUGAAAGGAAUCCCUGUGUAUAGAUUUGUUCUUCCAUCCAAGGCCUUUGCAUCUCCACUUCAAAACCCAGACAACCAUUGUUUCUGCACAGAAGAAAUUAUCUCAAAAAAUUGUACAUCAUACGGUGUGCUAUACAUCGGCAAAUGCAAAGAAGGAAAACCUGUGUACAUUUCACUUCCUCAUUUUCUACAUGCAAGUCCUGAUAUUCUAGAAACUACUGAAGGCUUAAAUCCAAAUGAAGAAGAACAUAGGACAUACUUGGAUGUUGAACCUAUAACUGGAUUCACUUUACAGUUCGCAAAACGGCUGCAGGUCAACAUAUUGGUCAAACCAGCAAAGAAAAUUGAAACAUUAAAGGGUCUGAAGAAGAACUACAUUGUGCCUGUACUUUGGCUUAAUGAGACUGGUACCAUUGGUGAUGAGAGGGCAGAAAUGUUCAGAAAUAAAGUGACUGGAAAAAUAAACCUUCUUGGACUGGUAGAAAUUAUCUUACUGAGUGUUGGUGUAUUAAUGUUUGUUGCUUUUAUGAUUUCAUACUGUGUAUGCAGAUCAAAACAAGUGAAAUAAGCAGCAAAUGAAUCCCUACCUUUAUGCACCAGCUACAUCAGGACCUUUGGUAAUGUUGAUUUACAAAAUGAAGAUACAACAUGCAUUAUUUUUACAAACACAUCUUAUUUUUGAGUCGAUGAAAUGGUGGCACUAAUUUUUUUUUUUGUACUUUGAACAAGAACCUGGCACAUUUUAAAAUUCAUCAUUUACACAGUUGAAUCAAUUUCAGUUCCAGUAGAACAGACUUAAGCACAAACCAAUUAUUUUGUUUUGCUUUUUGUUUGGUUUUUGUUCUGAUUCAUUCAUUGGUUCCCUGGUGGCAAAUUCAGCAGAGGAGUGGACAUUCUAAACAAAUCUUGGGCCCUGAACUUUUGUCUUCCUCAUCAAGGAAAGAACACGAUCACCCUAGGAGUAUCCUCAUUCAGUUGCGACAGUCCCACGACUGUCAGAACAUUGCAUUUCAUGAACACCAAAUAUUUUAAGACACUUAAGUAUGGAAAAACAAAACUAUUGGCUAUGAGCUAUUAUAUAUUACUAAAAUUUCUUUCUCUAUGAAAUUCUUUGUACAGAAACAGUAGGCAUCAUAAUCAUUUUCUGAUUUAUAAAACUAUGGGCUUAUAUUUUUUGUCACUGUUCAUGCAAAUGGACAUCAUUUUUAGCACAUUUUAGUUUUUAGUAUUUUAAGGACUUGGUCAUUUUCCAUGUUUUGAAGCUCUUCUGGAAAUCUGGGUAGAUUUUGGUCUUUCUACUCAGUAGCAACUUAUACUUGGCAACCUCAGAAUGCUGUUCUAGUAUUAAGAGAUGUAAAUGAUAAUAAAGGAAUUAGUGUGUGAAAUAUUAGAGAGAUUAGAAUGUGCAUUAACAGUUAUUUGUUCUAAUAUUUUUCUCACUUUCAUAGUCACCUCAAAAAGACUGGUUUCAGCCAUUAAAAAAUGUUCUUAAAUUCU